CCAAUAGGGAUCUAUCUGUUCUUUUCUUCCUGAAAGGAAGAUGAACAGAAGCUAAAUCUAAAUGCAUAAACUCAAUUUUCAUCCAGUAACAAUGAAAUAAAUCAAACCAUGAAUGAACAUUUGUUGGGAUCAAAGCAAAGACCAAGUAUAUACACAAUACACAUCCCUAUUCUACAAUUUACAAGAAAUUCCGUUGCUCUUCUGAGGCAAAGGCCACUUCAAACAUUAUUGUCAUACCUGAGCCAUUAUAUCUGCUCUGCAACUUGCAAGAACUUUCUUUCCUAGCUGCCGAAGACCAGGACUAUUUUCGUGUUGACCAGCAAACAUUCUCCGAUUUCUCUCCCAGGAUGCACGAUAUGCAUGAGCUUCAAACCAACAUCCUUUCAAAAUACUUCGAUAAGAAACUACUGUUUUAGAUCAAAUACAUAUUAUCCAAACAUACACCUGAAUCUGCAUAGCUGCCUCCUUUGCCACUCCUAAAUUUGGGUAAUCUUCAUACUACAAAUCAGGCAAAAAGAAAGCGCUGUUUGUUCUUUUACCCUACCAAAGGGGAUGGUAAAAAUUGAUAGCUCCAUUUGGAUUUUAAAGGUCUGUUUUGAUGGAACUAUUUGAGAUUCUUAGUGGAUUUGCUUUACAUUGAGUGAUGUACUUCACACGACAUAUGACACUGCAUUAGACGGUGAAUUUCUGAUUUGUAUCCCCUUUUCCAUGUUCCAUACAACACCUAGCGUGGUGGGAUUUCUUCCAUAAGAUUUGCACUGUUUCCUGUUCUGAAGGUAACAUUCUGUGUGCUAGUUAAGGAUGAUAAGUGUGCAUACCAUUCGAAGUGCUGGUUGGGACACUGAGCGCCGCAGAGAAAUGUAAAAUUAUUACGUAUGAUAUGCGGCUGAGCUACUGCUACAAGGAAUCCAUGAUAAUGUAGACAUUAUACUCAACCCAACGUGAUCACCUCCAACAGCAACUUCUUAGUAAUUCUAGAUUUCUUGCGCUUCAGAUUACAUGAAAGUUAGAUUACAUGAAAGUUCAAUAUUCCAGGACCAUUUUUAUGUUGUUAAAGAAGCCAUUCCAAUCUUAUCCGUAACUUUUACCUUUAAAACUGUUAGCUUUUGAAAAUCUUGUGAGCAGAAUCUGUUAUGAAUGGUUAAAAGUAACUUGUAAGUUGUAUCUGUCUCUUAUGUUUCUCACUUGUGUUCCUUAAGCAUGAAAUCCCAAAUU
This is a messenger RNA of Rubroshorea leprosula, 1215 nucleotides long. Lineage: Eukaryota; Viridiplantae; Streptophyta; Magnoliopsida; Malvales; Dipterocarpaceae. The record is from the annotation of a GenBank genome assembly.